This is a messenger RNA of Punctularia strigosozonata HHB-11173 SS5, 4509 nucleotides long. RefSeq names its product P-loop containing nucleoside triphosphate hydrolase protein. Gene Ontology annotation, cellular component: membrane. The record is from RefSeq and is a predicted model, not a curated record. Bases 1 to 4509 code for a protein of 1502 amino acids. Gene Ontology annotation, biological process: transmembrane transport. NCBI's taxonomy places the organism in Eukaryota, Fungi, Basidiomycota, Agaricomycetes, Corticiales, Punctulariaceae. Gene Ontology annotation, molecular function: ATP binding; ABC-type oligopeptide transporter activity; ATP hydrolysis activity. The transcript is spliced from 5 exons.
AUGCGCCGCCCACAAGGGCUCGCCGUCGACGUGCGCGCCCCCAGCCACACCGCCGGCGACAUUGAGCUCACCCAGUCGCCGACGUCCUCCAUAACCGAAUACGACUCCAAAUCUCAAAUCGACUUCACCCCCGUAUCCGACUCGACAUUGCAUAUAGUCGAACAAUCUUCCGCCCCCCAAUAUGUGCCCCCCAAUCCCUCGAUCAGCCUGCUCUUCUCGCUCCUCCCGAGACGCGACCUGCUGCUGCUCGUCCUCCCCGCAGUUUCCUUUUCGAUGAUCGCUGGCGGCAUCGCUCCCUUCAUGACCCUCACCAUUGGACAGUCUUUCGAUGCCUUUGCCAGCUUCCCCCUUACCCCGAACCCGCCAGAGUCGGCCAAGCACAAAUUACUGCACGGAGUCGGACUCGCGGCCCUGCAGCUGGUCGGUCUCGGCGUCGGCGCUCUUGCAUUGACAAGUAUCACUUCGUGUUUGUGGGUGUGGACCGGAGAGCGCAACGUGAUGGCGCUUCGCAAGCGCGUAUAUGCGGCCAUUGUUCGCAAAGACAUGGUAUGGUUCGAUACCAAGAUGGGUGCAGAAGGCACCGUUCAAUCUCUCGACGGCGAGAGCGAAGGCGCUCUCGGAGCCGGUGGCUUGAUGGCCAAGUUCACAAGGGAAACGGACGAUGUCCGCCAGGCCAGCUCCCUUGCCGCCGGCUACCUCAUCCAGUACCUCACCACCACGGUUACCUGCCUCGUCCUUGCUUUUGUCCGCUCAUGGGCGCUCACCCUCGUCAUCCUCUCCGCCGUCCCUCUUCUGAUGCUCAUUCAGGGCAUUUCUCAAGGUGUAGUCGGCCCUCUCCUCGCCCACGAGCGCGCCCAGACCGCGACUGCUGCUUCACUUGUGGACCGCGCGGUGGCCGCGAUUGCCACCGUCAAGGCAUUCAACGCCCAACCUCACGAACACGCCGCUCUUUCUACCGUGCUCGACCGCAUUGCGCUUGCCGCUCGGAAAUGCGACGCCGUAUGGAGCGUUACAUCCGGCGCGAGCCAAUUUGUCAGUAUGGCCAUGUUCGUCCAGGCGUUCUGGUUCGGCGCAAAGCUCGUCCGGGAUGGAACCGUCAGUCCCGGAGACGUCAUGGCCGUCUUCUGGGCGUGCCUCAUCGCCUCCAGCAAUCUGCAGAUGUGCAUCCCCCAGUUUGUGACCGUCGCCAAGGGCAAGUUCGCCAUGGUUUCCCUCGUGACACUCGUCGAGGACGCGGGCGACGCAGCGCCAUCCUCUCAAGGCAUCUCUGCGUCCACCGUACAGUUGUCCGACAAGAAGACAAAGGGCGCGCGGCGCCAUGAGAAGCACCUGCGCAAGAUCACCCCCGCAGCGUGCGCAGGCGAGAUGAACAUUGCCAACGUCACGUUCGCCUACCCGUCGCGCCCGACCCAGCCUGUCCUCUCAGACCUCUCUCUCUACUUUCCCGCGGGCGAGACGACGUUCAUCGUCGGCGGCUCGGGCUCGGGAAAGUCGACGAUCGCGCAGCUGCUCUCGCGCGUGUAUAUGCCUGUGCAGGGAACGAUAUCGAUUGACGACCAGGACGUCACGUUCCUCGACGACGCUUGGACGCGGGCGCACGUCGCCGCGGUCUCGCAGGCGUCCAUCGUGUUCGACAUGACCGUGCACGAGAACGUUGCGCUCGGGCUCGCUGGCCCAGGGAGCACGCGUCGUCCGGAGGACGCGACUAGGCAAGAAGUCAUCGAGGCGUGCCGUGUCGCGUUACUGCACGAUUUUGUCAGAGAUCUUCCCGAAGGCUAUGAUACGAAGCUCGGCAACGGUGGCGCGAACCUGAGCGGCGGACAAAAGCAGCGGCUUGCCAUCGCCCGCGCGCAUUUGCGCAACCCUACUGUUCUCAUCCUCGAUGAGGCCACAUCUGCGCUGGAUGCCACGUCCCGCAUCCUCGUCUUUGAAGCGAUCAAGGCCUGGCGCCGCAACCGGACUACCAUCGUCAUCACUCAUGACCUCUCACAAAUUACCGAGGACGAUUUUGUCUACGUGCUCAAAGAAGGCCGGCUUAUCGAGCAGGGUUACCGCCUUGACCUAGAGCACCUCCGCGGCGAGUUCAGCGCGCUCCUCGCGAGCCAGUGCGCGACGGGAGGCUUCGUCCCCUCCAGGACACCGGAAGAGCGGGAGGCACAGAUAAAUGAGGAGGCCCGGGCCGCAUUAAGCGAGCUGAACAAGGAGAAUGGCGGUGAGGCGGUGCCAGUACAGCACAGUGUCCUCCCACAACGGCCGAUCACUAUGGGCAACUGGAUGUUCGACGUGGUUGCCGACCUCAUUGGCUCACGGGCACCGACGCCGGCUGCCGCCUCGCUCGUACCCGCUGAGGACCUGGCUCCUAGCGCACGGACGCUCAGGCGCCGGCCCUCGAGCAUGACCAUUGCCACACCAACUGUUCCCUCUCCGGCGCACACGACUCCAAGGCUCACCCGCCGCUACAGUCUACAGUUCUCUCCGACUUCUUCCUACUUCCCCGCCCUGUCGCACGCCAACUCAUCCUUCAUCGAGGAAGCGGACGACUUCGAGGUGGCCAAGUCGGCGCUCGAGCGCAGUGCCGCAUCGGCAUCACGUAGACGGCUAGACACCAUGCCAAGCAUCGCGUCCAUGCGUUCCGAACGCCGUGUGCGGACGCACUGGGACGAGAAGCAGCUUGCGGAGCUCGCGGAGGUGACGGUGGAUGCCAAAUCCGAUGAAGACAAGGAACGCGAGCGCGAAGCGGCGAUCGUGGCCGAGCAGCGCGCGCAACUCGGUCUCUGGGCACUCCUGCGACACGUGUACGCGACUGUACCGUACAAACCCGCGGUGUUCCUCGGGCUGUGCGUGUGCGUCGUCAGCGGGGCGAUGACACCCGUAUUUUCGUUCCUGCUCUCGAAGCUCAUGGUGCAGGUUUCGAUCGGCGCACACGACGUGCGGUUGAUCAACGUCUACGGCGCAAUUGUCCUCGCUGUCGCCGCGCUCGAUGGACUCGCGAUGGGCCUCAAGUUCAUGAUCAUGGAGACGACAGCGAUGUGCUGGGUCACGCGCAUCAGGAAAACGUCGUACGCACUUGUGCUCGCGCAGGACAAGAAGUGGUUCGAUCGGAGCGAGAAUGGGCCGGCGAGUCUCGUGCAGACGCUCGUCAAGGACGGCGAGGACGCCAGAAACUUGAUAUCGACCGCGAUUGGACAGUUUUUCGUCGUCACCGCCAUGCUCGGCGUCGGGCUCGUGUGGGCACUGGUGCAGGGCUGGCAACUGACGCUGGUCGGCCUCGCAAUUGCUCCUGUUUUUGCGGGGUGCAUGGCGUUGCAGGCUAGGCUCGUAGGCAACUGUGAACUCCGAAACAAGCGCGCCCGAGAAGACGUGGCCAAGGUGUACUACGAUUCGAUUUCUAACAUCAGGGGAAUCCGCGCGAUGGCGUUCGAGAGUGUCUUUGAACGUCAGUUUGACACGGCCGCAUCCCGGGCGAUGACGGUCGGCGUCCGCGGCGCGUUCGUCGAGGGUUGCUCGUUUGGCGUGGCAAGCUCACUCAUAUAUCUCGCCGAAGCCCUUCUCUUCUACGUCGGCGCGCUCCUCAUCGCCAACGGCACUUACACCUAUCUGCGCAUGGUCGAGACGUUGAACCUCGUUGUUUUCACCGUUUCGAUCGGAGGGCAGCUCAUGGCUUUCACCAACAAGAUCCCCAAGUCCAUCCAAGCCACACGAGACUUUGAUCGACUACUGCAGCUCUCGAGCGAUACGGACGAGGCACACGGUACUCUGCGACCGCCGAUUAUGGGCACUGUCACGUUCAAGAACGUGUCGUUCGAGUACCCCGAGAGGCCUGACGUUCCAGUUAUCCGAGACCUGAACCUUCAGCUUAAGGACAGUGAAUGCGUAGCCAUCGUGGGUGCUUCUGGGUCCGGCAAGAGUACUCUCGCCGCCCUUCUUCAACGCCUCUACGAACCUGGAACCGGUAGCAUAUCCAUCGGCCCCAACAAGCUUGUGGAGACGGACGUCACCUUCCUCCGCGAACACGUCUCGGUGGUCAGCCAGAACCCGAAUUUGUUCGACGCGACCAUUGCGGAGAACAUCGCCUACGGCAACAAAUCGCUGAGCACCAUCGACAUUCGGCGCGCAGCGAAGGCGGCGAACGUGCACGAAUUUAUCAUGACGCUACCGAAGGGCUAUGAGACGAUGGUCGGCGAGAACGCGGCGCUCAUCUCCGGUGGCCAGGCGCAGCGGAUUGCCAUUGCGCGCGCCCUGGCACGUCCUGCCAAGAUUCUCAUUCUCGACGAAUGCACGUCCGCCCUCGACCCUGAGAACCAGCGCAUCGUCAUCGACACCAUCCGCAAGGCGAGGAAGGGGCGUACAACGCUCAUGGUCACGCACAAGCUGCCGGUGAUGAUGAUGUGCCAUCGUAUCGUAGUCGUGCAGGACGGGCGGGUCAUUGAGGAGGGGACGUACGACUCGCUCAUGCAGAGACACGGAGUGUUUGCACAGCUCGCCAGCGGCGGGGAGUGGGACGCAUGA